This is a messenger RNA of Abrus precatorius (Indian licorice), 2493 nucleotides long. Its product is annotated as mannosyl-oligosaccharide 1,2-alpha-mannosidase MNS3. Gene Ontology annotation, molecular function: mannosyl-oligosaccharide 1,2-alpha-mannosidase activity; calcium ion binding. Lineage: Eukaryota; Viridiplantae; Streptophyta; Magnoliopsida; Fabales; Fabaceae. Gene Ontology annotation, biological process: N-glycan processing; carbohydrate metabolic process. The coding region runs from base 192 to 2090 and encodes 632 amino acids. The transcript has 6 exons. Gene Ontology annotation, cellular component: endosome; endoplasmic reticulum; membrane. The record is from RefSeq and is a predicted model, not a curated record.
UUUGAAGAAUUUCUGGACGAUCUCAAAGUUGCUCUGAGACGGCGAUUGCGUUGCAACAUCUGUCUCUCUCUCUCUCUGUUGUUAAUCCGAUGAUAAUGCUACAUAAGCAUAGAAUGAUGCUGCUCCUGCGCAAUCGAAUUCGUAGCUAGAGUUAGCUUUUCCCAAUUCGAAUUCACGAUCCGAUCCACAACAUGUCCAAGUCUCUACCCUACUCCACCAAAGAUGUUGACUACGAUAACGCCAAGUUUCGCCACCGUUCUCUCUUCAAGGUUAUUACUCAGAGCUUACUCACCAGUAACCUGAAGCGUGAUUGUAUUAGCUGUAGUACAGGAAAAUUUCUAUUCUUGUUAUUGAUCUUUGGUGUAGCAUAUCUUAUGCUUGGACAUUCAAGUUCUGGUGGUGUAGUUUCUAAUGAUCAAGCAAUUGUGAAUAGAAACAGUGAAAGAGUUGGCGGUAUUAUUAAUGGUGCUGGCAAAUUGAAGAGGUUAUGGAGACGGCCUCCGAGGCUUCCUCCUCGGCUGCCACCGGAUGCUAAAGAGACUGAUAAUGGUGUUGGAGGUGUACCUGGAAAUCCAGAUGACAGAUCAAUGUGGAUUACUAGGCAGAAAAAAGUCAAGGAAGCUUUUGUUCAUGCGUGGUCUGGAUACAGAAAAUAUGCCAUGGGUUAUGAUGAACUUAUGCCGCUUAGUCAACGUGGAAUUGAUGGUUUAGGAGGGUUAGGUGCUACGGUGGUGGAUGCUCUUGAUACAGCCAUGAUAAUGGGUCUUGAUGAAGUUGUUGGUGAAGCAGGAUCUUGGGUUGAAGAACACCUUUCUGAGAGAAUUAGCAAGAAGGGCCAAGUGAAUUUAUUUGAAACCACUAUACGGGUUUUGGGUGGGCUUUUAAGUGCGUACCAUCUAAGUGGUGGGGAGAAAGGAAUGAACUUGACUCAUGCAGGACCUAAACCAGCUGUUUAUCUAGAAACUGCUAAGAAUUUGGCUGAUCGUCUGAUGUCUGCUUUUACAGCCAGUCCAACUGCCAUUCCAUUUAGUGAUGUUGUUCUGCGUGACUCGUCAAGCCAUCCAGCUCCUGGUGGACUGAGUAGCACAUCAGAAGUUUCCACUUUACAACUUGAGUUCAAUUAUCUAAGUUCUGUAUCUGGUGACCAGAAAUAUAGUUUGGAGGCAAUGAAAGUCAUGGAUCACAUGAAGACUCUUCCAAAGAUUGAAGGACUUGUUCCUAUAUACAUUAGCCCCCAUUCUGGUGAAUUUAGUGGAGAAAAUAUUAGACUGGGAUCUCGUGGUGACAGUUACUAUGAGUACUUAAUUAAAGUAUGGCUUCAGAGUGGAGCUAGUAGCAAUAGUAAUACAUCAUAUCUAUAUGAAAUGUACAAGGAAGCAAUGAAUGGUGUUAGGCAUCUUCUUGUUCGGAAAUCAAUUCCAAAUGGGCUAGUUUUUGUUGGAGAAUUGCCUUAUGGAUCAAAUGGUGGCUUCAGCCCAAAAAUGGAUCACCUGGUGUGUUUCCUACCUGGUACUCUUGCACUCGGUGCCACUAAAGGCCUUACAAAGAAGCAGGCAAUGGAAAACAAUAUGCUCAACUUUGAAGAUCUAGAAAAUUUGAAGCUUGCGGAAGAUCUGGCUAAAACAUGCUUUGAAAUGUAUGCAGUAACUUCAAUUGGUCUGGCUCCUGAAAUUGCUUACUUUCAUACUGAGGAACUUUCUGAACAAGGUCAUGAUGGAGGAAAUAAGAGCUCAGAAUUUGUUAAUGACAUCAUAAUAAAACCUGCUGACCGUCACAAUCUUUUGAGACCUGAGACUGUGGAGUCGUUGUUUGUUUUGUUCCGAAUUACAAAAGAUCCGAAAUAUCGUGAAUGGGGUUGGCAAAUCUUUGAAGCUUUUGAAAAGUAUACAAAGGUUGAUACUGGAGGAUAUUGUUCUCUGGAUGAUGUAACUAGUGUUCCUCCUCAUAGAAGAGACAAAAUGGAGACUUUCUUUCUAGGAGAAACACUCAAGUAUUUAUACUUGCUGUUUGGGGACAGCGCUGUUAUUCCAUUGGAUAAAUUUGUUUUUAACACGGAAGCACAUCCUAUACCAAUCAAUUUGAAGAAAUGAUUUUUUUUCUUUCAUCAAAGCAUUCAAUACAAAGGUAUUCAAAUUAUGGACCGCAGUGGCACAAAGUGCGAUGCUUCUUUGAAGUUACUCUAGCAUCUCUUUCACGAACCCAGUGCACUUCUGGUUGUAAAGGAAUUGAUUAGCUGGAUUCUCAGGGAUAGUAAAAACUGUGAAAUACUGUUGAAUCAUGCAAUAUAUCAGCAAACACAUCUUGGAGACUGAAUUGAUUAUAUGACUCACUUUCGUCGAUUUGCAACCGGCCAAUUUUAGUGAGAAUGUAAAAUUUUGUUUCAAAAGUCAUAAACAACGAGCAGCUUUUGUAAUUGAAUUGUAUGAUUUUCCAGUAUCUUUCUGGAUACUUAGCACUUAAAAUGUUUGAUUAUAUGAUCAUCAUUACUUUCCU